Molecule: messenger RNA, 876 nt
Organism: Chaetomium globosum CBS 148.51
Lineage: Eukaryota; Fungi; Ascomycota; Sordariomycetes; Sordariales; Chaetomiaceae
Product: 90S preribosome/SSU processome component KRR1
Exons: 4
Coding region: 1-876 (291 amino acids)
Cellular component (GO): nucleolus; small-subunit processome
Molecular function (GO): RNA binding
Source: RefSeq, a predicted model, not a curated record
AUGCCGUCGACGCACAAAAAAGAGAAGCCAUGGGACACGGACGAUAUCGACAAGUGGAAGGUCGACCCUUUCACCAAGGACGAGUCCUCAGGCCCAUUCCUUGAGGAAUCCUCCUUCAUGACCCUCUUCCCCAAGUACCGCGAGCGAUAUCUCAAGGACUCUUGGCCUCUCGUCACAAAGGCUCUCGACAAGCACGGCAUCACCGCGACACUGGAUCUCAUCGAGGGCUCGAUGACAGUCAAGACAACCAAAAAGACAUUCGAUCCAGCGGCGAUUUUGAAUGCGCGAGACCUCAUCAAGCUCCUGGCACGGUCCGUACCGGCGCCUCAGGCCAUCAAGAUUCUCGAGGACGGCAUGGCGUGCGACAUUCUCAAGAUCCGGAGCAUGGUGCGGAACAAGGAACGGUUCGUGAAGAGGCGGCAGCGGAUACUGGGGCAGAACGGCACAACACUGAAAGCACUCGAGUUACUCACGGAGACGUACAUCCUGGUUCACGGCAACACGGUAUCGGUAAUGGGGAUCAAACGCGAACUAGCCAAAGACCCAGAACUAGCACACGAAGACUGGAGCCGGUACCUCCCCAACUUCAAGAAGCGCACGCUGUCCAAGCGGCGGACGCCGUUCAAGGUCACGGACAAGGCCAAGAAGACGUACACGCCGUUCCCGCCGGCGCCCGAGAAGAGCAAGGUGGAUCAGCAGAUUGAGACGGGCGAGUACUUUUUGGGCAAGGAGGCCAAACACCGGGCGGCCGAGGCGGAGCGCGCCGAGAAAGCCAAGCAGAAGAAGGAGGAAAAGAAGCGGGAGCGGGAACGCGAGUACGUGCCGCCGGAGGAGGGCGCGGGCAAACCGAAGAAGAGAAAGACAACGCACGACUGA